AUGACUUUGGAGGCAUUUCAAGACAGAAUCAACAGAACAGGCACGUUCGACAGCAUUCUCGUGUCUGGGGUUUUCGAGCCUCUUAACAUGACCAACAGUGGCCUCCUAUCUUCAGUUAAGGAUUCCCCGAUGGUUGCUCAAGACCUGAACAUGCCAAGCCAUGCUCAGCUCUCGUCUCAUCUCGCCCGCCGCCACACGCCGCUGGCUGCCACCGACAUCUCAAACCUCCGCAACGGCGUUGGCCGACCCUGGGAGAUUGAACACGCCGGCCAACACGCGAACAGCUCCAUCGUCGACAUCUUCACCAAGAAGGACCUGAUGAGACACUAUAGGAGCUACUUUGGCCUAGUCCCUGACUUCAACGCAGGCUUCGCCAUCCUCGCGCACGACACCGAGGCAGCUCGUCGCCCGGACCUGAAAGUUUACGCUGAUAUCGUUUCUCUUGCGGUCGUACGGCUUCAAAAGCUCGCUACUGCUGAGAUGGCAGCGCGGUAUGUUGUCAAUUUUCAAGGCCCAGAGAAAACUGCCGCUUUCAACACCUCGCGCGACGGGCCUGGAAUGCUUGUCUCGACCUUGAAGGCUGGCAAUGUCGACCCCCUUGCGCAGGUUGCGGAUGCUGCGGGCAUCAAAUUGGAGGACCUUGACUUCCGUUUGUAUCCGGCCAACGUGGUUCUCCUCAUCAAAAUGCAGUUCUUUCAACUCUUCCUCGCUGCCAUCCCCUUUAUCGGUGUGUCGCAAGCUGUCCUUUGCUCGUGCGAUCGCAGCACAACUGUGUCAAUCACUUGCUGCCCUGACAUUCAGAAGUGGUCUGGCUAUGAGUGUGAGCCAGCGGAUCAGCAAGCCUACACGGACUGCUGCGCUGACCAGUACUCUACCACAACCUUUUGUAGAGAUAGCAGCAUCUAA
Molecule: messenger RNA, 906 nt
Organism: Colletotrichum orchidophilum
Lineage: Eukaryota; Fungi; Ascomycota; Sordariomycetes; Glomerellales; Glomerellaceae
Exons: 5
Coding region: 1-906 (301 amino acids)
Source: RefSeq, a predicted model, not a curated record